This is a messenger RNA of Prorocentrum cordatum, 776 nucleotides long. The record is from the annotation of a GenBank genome assembly. NCBI's taxonomy places the organism in Eukaryota, Dinophyceae, Prorocentrales, Prorocentraceae.
AGCCACUGGGCUCGCUGCCGCUUCUUGGUCGCGGCGUCGGUGAGGUCUGGGUGUCCGCCGCACCCCACCAGCCAUGGCGCCGGCCAUGUCGAAGAGGAACGCCGCCCUGAUGGCGGGGGGCGCGGCUCUCGGGUUGUGGAAGGCCGGUUGCGCCUUCGCCCCGACCGUCCAGGGCACCCCGACGAGGUCGCUGGCGGAGGCCCGCGGCAUGCGCGGCGCGGCGGCCGCCGCCCCGGAGGGCCCCGUGUCCGCAGGCGCCGCCGCUGCCCUCGCCUGCGGCGCCGCCUCGGUGGCCCUGGCUGCCUCCGCCGCCCGCCGCUCCAAGCAGGUCGCCCCUGUCGCGCGCUGCGCCUUCGAGAGCGAGCUCGGAGUCCAGGCGCCCGUGGGCUACUGGGACCCCCUGAACAUGGCGGCCGACGGAGACGCGGAGGACUUCGCGCGGAGGCGCGAGUCGGAGCUCAAGAACGGCCGCGUCGCCAUGUUCGCGUGCAUGGGCUACAUCGUGCCUGAGUACUUCAAGUUUCCCGGCUACUUGGCGCCCUCUUCGGACUUGAAGUUCGUGGACGUUCCGAAUGGCCUCGCGGCCAUCAGCAAGGUCCCUGCCGAAGGCUGGCUGCAGUGGCUCGCCCUGUGCGGCUUCUACGAGACCUGCGUGAACGGGGAGUCCAAGCCCGGCGAGCCGGGCAACUACGGCAGGGGCCCCCCCCUCGCCCGGCCGAGGACGCCGAGGGGCGCAAGAGGUCCCUGAACUCCGAGAUCGCCAACGGGCGCCUGGC